Carassius carassius (crucian carp) is the source of this 1746-nucleotide messenger RNA. RefSeq names its product 5'(3')-deoxyribonucleotidase, mitochondrial-like. The transcript has 5 exons. Lineage: Eukaryota; Metazoa; Chordata; Actinopteri; Cypriniformes; Cyprinidae. Gene Ontology annotation, molecular function: 5'-nucleotidase activity. The record is from RefSeq and is a predicted model, not a curated record. Gene Ontology annotation, biological process: pyrimidine deoxyribonucleotide catabolic process. The coding region runs from base 479 to 1180 and encodes 233 amino acids.
UUCCGCUGUGAGGAGAAAACACGAUCACUUAAAAAUAAAACAAAGAAGACAACAUGCGGGAUGGUGACUUCAUCAGAAGCCCUCAGCAUCGAUUAACACCCGCUUAGCUCACAGUAGGUCUGUCUUUAACGGUUUAUAAGCUAUCGCUCAGAAUCAAUACAUUUGGCAUUAACUUCCGGUCGGAGCCCGUUGUUUCCUGAGGGAAAGAAUCUGUCAACAAUCUCUGGCACACUAUAUUUUCCGUGAUAACGUAAACCACAAAUAGCUACCAGAUUGCAGCAUGAUUUCGAGAACGUAAACGUCAUACUAUAACAAUAAUGGGCUCCAUUUCGCAAGCACUUCUUUCAAACGCGUUCACAAUGACCAAAACAAUCGUGAGGCGACGGAAUGCUAUGAGCUAACACUAUUAGCCUCAUCCUCUCUGUGUGAGUUACUGCACACCGCCGAGAGUUUCAGACGAGUUUUAGGGUUGUUUAUCAUGACUUUACUGCCGAGGAUUGUGAGAUGGGUGGAGAAAAGCGCUUCGUCGAUGUGCUUUCACUCUCGCUGCAGUGCUAACAUGAGAUUUAACGAGCGCAGGCUGCGGGUGCUGGUGGAUAUGGACGGAGUCAUCGCAGACUUCGAGGGAGGAUUCCUAAAGAAAUACAAGGAGAAGUUUCCCAACGAGCCUUUUAUAUCUUUAGAGGACAGAAGAGGAUUCUGGGUGUCCACACAGUAUGGAGACCUGAGGAGAGACCUGUGUGAAAAGGCCAUCAGCAUUUGGGAGUCCAAAAACUUCUUCCUGGACCUGGAUCCUCUUCCUGGAGGACUGGAGGCGGUGAAGGAGAUGUCCACGAUGGAGAAUACAGAUGUCUUCAUUUGCACCAGUCCUAUAAAGCAUUACAGCUACUGUCCGUAUGAAAAGUUUGCCUGGGUAGAGAAACAUCUCGGCUCCGAGUUCCUGGAGCAGAUCAUCUUGACCAGAGACAAGACCGUAGUGACCGGAGACAUCCUCGUGGAUGACAAACCUGAUAUCCUGGGUGUGGAGCCCAAUCCGUCCUGGGAGCACGUCCUGUUCACCGCCUGCCACAACAAACACCUGCCACCAAACCCGUCCCAGAGACGCCUUCAGUCCUGGGCCGACGACUGGAGGGGACUUCUGCAGAGCAAGCGCCAGGAACACACCAGCGUUUGUGUUUAGAUGGGUAACAGAUCCUGUAUCAGCCCUCAUGUUCAGUAUUAUCCUGUCAAUGGAUUAUGCAGGUCACAUAAUACAAACCAGUCUUUCACGAGAGACCUCUAGCAGCAUUUUAUUAUUUGUUAUGCUUUUACUGAGGGCUUAAAAUCCAUAGUUUACAUCGAGCAUUAAUCUGCCUUCACCUCAGUCUCUAAUGGGAUCUCUUGAAACGAAGGGAGGAUGUUUAAAGCCUGCUUGUGCGCAUAGAAGCAUGCGAUUGUCAAAAUCACUAUGAUUUUCCACUGGUUUCUGAUUCGGAUGGGAGUAUGUGGAAGUUAUUAAUAUAGUUUUAAUUCAGGGAGAACACAAUACUUGACAGAACAAGACAUGUUUGUUUUUUUUAAUGUCAUAAGAGUCACUAAACGAAGCCAUGUUGAGCUCAUCUACUGUGAUUGUGUGUUUUUGGACACUAGAGGACGCUGUGAGCACAUUAGUUAUUAGUUGUUUUUUAAUCGGAGCGUCAUUUCGGUUCAUACUUUAUUAUUAGUUUGGAAUUAAUCUUUUAAUAAACUUUUUUUCUUAUGCCUUUG